UGUAAAUGUCUUCUUAUCCAUAUCCAUAUAUUCUCUUGCAAGAAUUUCUUCCUUUACAUCUUUUCCAAUUAUAUUAGUACAAUUAUUCAACAUUUGUUCUCCUUUUUUUUUUUUUUUUAUUAAAAAAAAUACAAUCCAUUUAUCUAUCCAUCCCUAUAAAUUGGCUAUCAAAACUCAAUUCUACACAUUUUCUACUAACCAAGUAAAUACAUUCAAGUGUUUUCAACUCUCAACUUCCCUUCAAAAAAAAAAACCUCAACUCAUCUACUUUCAAAGAAAAUAUAAUGGAUAGAGUAAAUGAGCUAGCAAAAUCCAAGGCAGCUGUAAUUUUCACAAAGAGCUCAGACUGUAUGAGUCAUAGCAUCAAGUCCCUCUUCUACGAGCUCGGAGCUAGCCCGGCAGUGUACGAAAUAGACCGUGAUCCUAGAGGUCGUGAGCUCGAGAUGGCAUUGCAGAGACUAGGGUGUAAGCCUACAGUCCCUGCAAUCUUCAUCGGUGGCAUGUUCGUGGGAUCGGCCAAGGACGUUCUUGCUGCCCAUCUCACUGGUUCUCUUAAAGACAUGCUCAUUGCUGCUAAAGCUAUUUGGUUUUAGCAAUAUAAACAUCCAAAAACAAGGAUGUAUAUAAGUACUUUUUUUUUUUUCCCUUUUCUUUUUUGGUUUUAAUGGAGGAAAUUUAUGGCCUCCAGUUUAAAAAGAGCUGAGCUAGCGCAGUGCAGCAUUCUUUGAGGGCUUUUCGUUUUUUGUAAGGCCUUGAUAUGUAGCUGCAUUUUGUGAAUAACAUUGUAAUGUAACAAAAAGAGAAUUAUGAAGUAAGGCUUCAGAGAUGUUCUCUGUCUCGUAUA
Chenopodium quinoa (quinoa) is the source of this 844-nucleotide messenger RNA. RefSeq names its product glutaredoxin-C11-like. Lineage: Eukaryota; Viridiplantae; Streptophyta; Magnoliopsida; Caryophyllales; Amaranthaceae. The coding region runs from base 285 to 593 and encodes 102 amino acids. The record is from RefSeq and is a predicted model, not a curated record. The transcript has a single exon.